AUGCUUGACUACGUUCGCCAAAUUGGCAAUCUACCAUCGAGUGGACUGACAUACGGGGACGGCGGAUCAGGAUGUAGACGCCUACGGCAAUCCGUAGCACGAUUUGUUAGCCGUAACUUCGAAACCGUCACACCUGUUGAAGCUGAGCACGUUACGAUAACGAAUGGAAUAUCAGCUGCUAACGAGCACUUGACAAACCUUGUUGCUGACCCAGGAGAGGCCAUCCUCCUGGGGCGGCCCUACUAUGGCGCCUUUCCUGGCGAUAUUCAGCUUCGCACAGGAGUGCACUGUGUCUCGGUCUCGUUCGGGGAUAUUGAUCCACUCAGUGAAAAUGCUAUAUCGGCGUAUGAGGAGGCAGUCACGGCUUGCAGAUCCAAGGGACAACGCGUUGCUGGUCUGAUGCUCUGCAAUCCACACAAUCCGCUGGGCCGGUGCUAUUCAAGGUCAAUGCUGAUCAAGUUGAUGACUUUGUGUCAGAAGCACAAGAUUCACCUCAUCAGUGACGAAAUAUAUGCCCUGAGCGUGUGGCGGACAACUUCGGGCGAGGGUUCAAUAACGUCGACUGAGCCCACGCUCGAACAGUUCACUUCAGUUCUAUCAAUCCCGACGUUUGAAUCUAAUCUUGACCCAUCCCUAGUUCAUGUCCUUUGGGGCCUCUCAAAGGAUUUCGGCGCUAAUGGGAUUCGUCUCGGCUGUAUUAUCUCACAGCACAAUCCGUCCAUUCAUGCGGCCAUGGUGCCGGUCUCGAAAUACUCUUACGCGUCAUCACUGGCUGAACAUGUCGCUUCUACAAUGCUUGAUGACGACAAAUUCAUUGAUCGCUAUCUCGCAGAGAAUGACAGGAAACUGCUCCGACACUUCCUCCUUGUGAAGCAAUGGGUGGUUGAAAAUCAAAUCAAGCAUGAGGAAGGAGCCAAUGCCGCCUUUUUCUUCUGGGUCAAUCUAGGUGAAUUUUAUUUACGUCACCAUGAACCUCCACCACCUGUUGCAUGUUCAGGCUCUCCUACCAGUCACUUGCAAUCUAGCCUUGAUGACCUAGUAUCUCGUGCGCUGCUGGAUGAAAGAGUUUUUCUAGCCUCAGGAGCUACUUUCGGGAGUGAAAAGCCAGGUUGGUUUCGCAUAGUGUUCAGCGUGCAAGAGGUCGUGCUGGAGGAAGGCUUAAAAAGGAUUUUGGAAGCACUUUCGUGA
Molecule: messenger RNA, 1188 nt
Organism: Exophiala bonariae
Lineage: Eukaryota; Fungi; Ascomycota; Eurotiomycetes; Chaetothyriales; Herpotrichiellaceae
Exons: 1
Coding region: 1-1188 (395 amino acids)
Biological process (GO): amino acid metabolic process; biosynthetic process
Molecular function (GO): pyridoxal phosphate binding; transaminase activity
Source: RefSeq, a predicted model, not a curated record